Gossypium raimondii (Peruvian cotton) is the source of this 1185-nucleotide messenger RNA. RefSeq lists its product as uncharacterized. Bases 1 to 1185 code for a protein of 394 amino acids. Lineage: Eukaryota; Viridiplantae; Streptophyta; Magnoliopsida; Malvales; Malvaceae. The transcript has 5 exons. The record is from RefSeq and is a predicted model, not a curated record.
AUGUGUGCUUUCUUGAAUCAUGUUGGCCAAUAUCCAUGCUCUCUACAUAAUAAUGCUGAGAAAAUUUUUCAAGAUUUGUUAAAUCAAUCUUGGCACAUUGACAAGGUUAUCAAUGCACAAAGUUUAGAUGAAAAUGAAGCAAUAACUUUGAAAGAUGAAAUAUGUGUUGGUCUUUCUCGGCAUUUUCUUGAUGUUCAAAAUAUCCAAGGUCAAGGAUAUGAUGGUGCUAGAAACAUGCGAGGUGAAUGGAACAGUUUGCAAGCAUUGUUUUUAAAUGAUUGUCCCUAUGCAUAUUAUGUUCAUUACUUGGCUCUCAAGAGUGCCUCUUGCAAAUGCCAUGAUCAAUUACAAGUUGCCCAAGCAAUUGGAAUUGCAAAUAUGCUGGUAAUUGAUGAACUUGAAAUUGGUAAAGGGCUUAACCAAAUUGGCACUGUGAAACGAGCUAGAGAAACCCAUUGGAGCUCUCAUUUUUGUUCUGUUUGUAGCUUGAUAAGAAUGUUUGAUGCUACUUGUUAUGUUUUAGCAAAUGUUAUUGAAAAUGGCUCUAAUUAUUUUAUCCGCGGAGAUUCAGCUACAACAUAUAAGAAGAUUACAUCUUUUUAUUAUGUUUUUAUCUUAGAUCUAGUGAAAGAGAUAAUGGGUAUUAUAGAUAUUCUUUGUCAACAUCUACAACAAAAGUCCCAAGAUAUAGUAAAUGCUAUGUACUUAGUCUUAAGCACCAAAACUAUGAUACAAAAGUUGAGAGAAAAUGGUUGGGGCAAUUUGUUGGAAGUGGUGGAAGCAUUUUUUGAAAAGCACAAUAUUAAGACAAUUGAUCUUCUUACCCUUAGCUCUGCUUUGGAUCCUAAUGAUGCUUAUAAUCCUUCAAUAUGGAUGAUAUUUUUUGUAUUGUGGGCAAAUAUUAUCCUCUUGAUUUCACAGAGAUUAGAAGAGACACAGAUGUCAAAAGUAUAUUUUCUUGUUGAUAGAUUAAUCUGUAUUCUGUUCACUCUUCCUACUUUAACAACUAGUACAGAAAUAGCAUUUUCGACGAUGAAAAAUGUCAAAACAAGGCUUUCCAACAAAAUGGAAGAUGAGUUUCUUACAGAUAAUCCUGUUAUUUAUAUUGAGAGGGAGAUUGCUGAAACUUUUGAUUCAGACUCUAUAUUUAGUGAUUUUAUUUCCUUGAAAGAACGUCGUGCAUAA